AAACAAACACAUAACUCCAAAAUAUCCCACCCAACUAGUCCUUAGACUGUAGCGUAAACUUUCCAUUUCCCUUCCUAUUUAUGUCCCCACUCACCUCACCUCUCUCGACUCACCAUUCCCAUCUCCCAAAAUGCCCAAGCUCAAAAUCCCGGACCACCAAGUCGCCGGCCACCAAGCCAAAACCGGAAUCCUCGGCCCUCUCAUAGACGAUUCCGGUAAAUUCUACAAACCUCUCCAAGACGACGGAAGAGGCUCCCACGAACUCGCUUUCUACACCUCCCUCUAUUCCGAUCCACGCAUCCCCUCCAACAUUCUCAAUCUCUUCCCUAACUUCCACGGCACUGAAGUCGUCGAAGCCUCCGAUGGCUCCGGCCUUCAUCCUCACCUCGUCAUGGAAGAUAUCGCCGGGAAAUUCACCAAUCCCGCUGUUGUUGAUUUCAAGAUCGGUUCUCGGACAUGGCAUCCACAAUCCUCCGAAGAUUACAUUCGGAAAUGCCUCAAGAAAGAUCGGGAAUCUUCAUCUAUCAAAUUAGGGUUUAGGAUCUCCGGUUUGAGAUCGGUUUCUCCGAGUAAUGAAUGCUGGCAGCCUGAGAGAAAGUUUCUGAUGGAUCUAUCUGCUGAGGAUGUAAUUUUCAUGAUGAAGAAAUUCGUUUCGUCUGACGGUAAUGCUGAUAAGCCUGAUUGCGUUUUUGGUGCUAGGGUUUAUGUUCAUGUUUUGGAGGAGUUGUUGGUGCUUAAGAAAUGGUUUGAAGUUCAAACUAUUUUUCAUUUUUAUUCUUGUUCUGUUCUUGUGGUUUAUGAGAAAGACGAAACUGAUGAGAAGAGAACUGCGCGUGCUGUUGUUAAGCUUGUUGAUUUUGCUCAUGUGGUUGAUGCUAAAGGUGCUAUUGAUCAUAAUUUCUUAGGGGGUCUUUGUUCUUUGAUUAAGUUUGUUAAAGAUGUUUUGGCUGGUUUUGGUCAGGAUGAAAUCUCAAAUCCUAAACCCUAAAUCCUAAACGGAAUGCUUUUCUUUGAGCAGAUAGAUUGAUUUGUAUCAUGUUGUAAUCGACUCUAAUUUUGAUGCUGUUGACUCAAACAAAGGUUUGGUCAUGUUCUUUGAUUAAUAAGAUGACUGAUUCUAUGAGCUCUUUUAA
Vicia villosa (hairy vetch) is the source of this 1133-nucleotide messenger RNA. Its product is annotated as inositol polyphosphate multikinase beta-like. Gene Ontology annotation, molecular function: inositol tetrakisphosphate kinase activity; inositol-1,4,5-trisphosphate 3-kinase activity. The coding region runs from base 131 to 988 and encodes 285 amino acids. The transcript has a single exon. Gene Ontology annotation, biological process: inositol phosphate biosynthetic process. The record is from RefSeq and is a predicted model, not a curated record. NCBI's taxonomy places the organism in Eukaryota, Viridiplantae, Streptophyta, Magnoliopsida, Fabales, Fabaceae. Gene Ontology annotation, cellular component: cytoplasm; nucleus.